Aegilops tauschii subsp. strangulata is the source of this 1543-nucleotide messenger RNA. Lineage: Eukaryota; Viridiplantae; Streptophyta; Magnoliopsida; Poales; Poaceae. The record is from RefSeq and is a predicted model, not a curated record.
AGAGAUAACUGAUUCCCCGUCCCCUUUCGUCUCUCCCUCACCUACUGCUUCUUCCUCCUCUCACCCAAAAUUCCCCUCCUGCGGCUAUCCAAUUCCUUGCUAGAGUUCAGGUCAUUACAUGCCCGCCGGGGAUGCGGCUCUUGUGCUCGUCAAGGUCGUCCUUCCUCCGGUCCCUGUCCCAGGACAAGCAGAAGCAGCAGCAGCGUCAAGUCGCAGGACCCGACGGCGGCGGAUGAGGAGGAGGACAUGGACCCUUGAUGGUCGCCCCCCACGACCUCUUUUCUUCAUCGACGCCAAGGACGACCCAGCCAGCCAUCAAGCAAGCAAAACAAAGUGCACUAUGCUGCAGAUCGAGCACGCCAUCGGAUGGAUCCAUCAAGGGCUUCUUGGAAUUGAAGGUGCCGGGAGAGGAAGGCUGCCUGCUUGCCCGACGACGCGCUUCCACUCCACUGAUUGGUUCGUCGUAGGACAUGAUGGAGGAGGAGAAAGAUUCUCCCGCUGGCCUGCUGAUGGGUUCGUCCGAGCAAGACCUCUUCUCUUCAUCAACACCAAGAGCGACCACAACCAACACUCAAGCACAGGUACCCUCCUCAUCCCCACCAAAUCUGUUGUCUUGUUAACCUGGGAGUGUGUGGUGCGCACAUCGCGUUUGAAAUUAGGAUGUACAACUAGUUUCCAAAACCUGGAGUAGCUAGUAAUCUCCUUAGUUGUUGAACAGGGCUGCAUGAUUUGUAUAGCAUCGAUACACACAUUCAUGGUCCAGCCCCUGUCUUUUUUGUUUCAGCUGUAACAGACUCAUCAAGUGAGCUAGCUAGUUUCAUUAACCUCCUAUGGAUUUAUUUGCUCUAUAGGAAAGAAAAUCUAAUAUGCAUGCUUCUAGCUUUUAUGCUUGGAAAUAUUGUAUAUAUAUACAGAGGCGUUUCUUCUAGUUUGCUGCUGUAUAUUUAACAUUCUUCAACUGUCUAACUUGUAGUGCUCAAUCUCUGUGAUCAUUAUUUUAUUGCUUCAGCAAAAAAACUGGGUAUUGUAUAGCAAUCAAAUGAUGUGCCAAUCGAUGGCCUCAUUUGGCUCUCGGUAACUCCACUGAUGAUAUAUUGUUGCCAUCUCCUAAGCUUGUUUGUGCUACAUGCCUGUUAAGUUAUCCAUUUCUUCCGCUAUGCUCUGCUGUACGUGCAACCUUUAAGUCCUCUUGCAGCUAUGAAACUUAAAGUGAGCCAUGAGUUGGGCUGGGAAGCCUCUGCCUCUCACUUGUGAGAUCAACAUUGAUGUUGAUUUGUUCCUGUGUAGAGUACAUACAUACUGGAUGGAUACAACUCUUGUUCUUUUUAGCAAAUGGUUUCAGUUUAGAGUAAGUAUAGGCUCAAUUAUGUUGACUAGUACUUGAUACUGCUGCUGUCACAUACCACUUGUCAGAUACUAGAACAUUGUACUAUACUAGUAUACUUGUACUGAUAUGCUUAAGCAGAUUUACCUUGUCUUUGCAACUGGCUAUUUCGAGAAGAAAAAAUGCAGUAUAUUUAUUUAUUCAUUGACCAAAUGUAAC